GGUCGGGUGCCUGUUGGAGCUGAGGGGAGAGAAAGGCGUCGGCCUGGCUCUUUCCGCCCGUGUUCCCGAACAGGGCGCAGGACGAUGAAGGCCGAGAGGCGGCGGGUGCGGCGGAGGAGGAGCCCCGCCCGCGGCUGUUCCGGCGGCGGUUUCGCUUUUCCUUCCGCCGCGGUGGAGGCUGUUCCGUGGCGCUGGUGACUGGAGGCGAAAGGAACCCGGAACGCCCCGCCCCUUCUUGGAGGGACCGGCUGGUGGCAGAUCUAUCCUGUCCUUUCUCCAAGGAACUCAAGAUAGCAUACCUCUUCUCAUUUUGUCCUCACAACAGCCCUGUGAGGUGUCAUGGAUGAACUAGCUGAAGAUGAUAUUGAUAUUUUGAACCAUGAAAAAGCAGACACUCAUAAGAGAGAUGAAGAAAUCCCUAUUCCAAUGUAUACGGGAGAAGAAUCUGUUGCUUCACAUUUUGCACUUGUCACCGCUUAUGAAGAUAUCAAAAAACGACUGAAAGAGACAGAAAGAGAUAAUUCUUUCUUAAAGAAAAGAGUAAGGUGGCUAGAAGAAAAGCUUCUUGGCUCCCAUUUGGAAGAAACCACAAGCCCUGUAGGCCCUCAGCAGGUUAACAAAGCCUACGAAGCUUAUCGAGAGGCUUGUAUUGAACGAGAUAAUCUGAAAAGUAAAUUUGAUAAAAUGAUGAAAGAAAGCGCAGAAUCAUUGAAACUUAUGAAUGAGCAGUUGCAGUCUAAAGAAGUGGAGCUCCUACAGCUGAGAACUGAAGUGGAAACUCAACAAGUGAUGAAAAGUCUGAAUUGUAAUCCAUCCAGCUGGGAAAUAGACAAGCUGAAUAAUGCCCUUAAGGUACACAGUUUGGAGAAAGAUUUAGAGAAUCUGAAAGAAGAAUGUAAUGAUCUUCGAAAAGAAUUAAAGAAAUCUAUACGAAAGGCUCAGACCCAUGAAGGAAGUUUAAUAAAUGGAGAGUUUUUACAACAUGAGAGCAUCCAUAGUGAAAACCUUCAGCAAGCAUACUGGGAAUUGAAGAAGGAGAUGUCUAAUCUGCAUCUGGUGACUGAAGUGCAAGCUGAAGUGCUGAGAAAGCUGAAGCUGAUCCCAUCUGCAACCAAGAAAGUCUCGUCCUGUACACCUAUUCAGUGUAUUGAAGACCUUGAAAGGGACUUCACAAAUCUCCAUUUUGCUGCUCCCAGUGCGGCGUGUAAGAGGCUGCUUGCACCAAAUGACAAAGUUUUCAGCAGUGCUGUGUCUUCCCCACCGUAUACUGACGAGAGACUUAUCCCAGUUUGUAACUCUCCGUUUCAAGAACAUAGCUCUUAUGGAAAGAGCUCCCUGGAAGAUAAUUCUUGGGUCUUCCCAAGCCCUCCAAAACCUAGUGAGACAAUAUUUUGGGAAAUGAAAAGUAAAACGUCUAACCUAAACCUUUCAGAAAAUAAUUUGGAUCAGUGUAACCAAAACUGCUUACACAAGAGCUAAGAGCUUUAAGAGGAACUUGGUUGGGCUCCUGUGUGAGCAAGAGGCAAAUAGCUAAUGGGGAAGGAGGAGCCUGGUCACAAGUAAUCCAAGCUGGAUCUUAAUUUUUCACUGUAGUGUGACUUUGGAAAAGGUCUGUUGAAAUCUAAGGGAUGGCAUUCAAUGUAAGUCUGCUGUAUGUGAGUUUGCCCUGUUGUUUCUGAUUGCACACCUGCAAAUUGCUAGACUAUUAAACCUCUGAGUAAAACAAAAGCUGUACACUGCAGCUGUGUGAAUAACUUUGCUUUGGAAUACAGUAUGUUCAGACACUCCUUCAAGCUUUGAGAAUACAGUCUUCUUGGGAUUCUCAGGUAAAGCAUGCAGUUGGAAUGUGAUUUGGUUUUUAUCUCCAGGUUUGAAACUGUUACUGGUUUUUCAUGAUGUGUGGUAUCUACCGGGAAGAAAAUGUGAAUGGAUGAAAUGUUGAGACGUGUGUACUAGGACUCUUAAUUGAGAGUGUGUGCCCUCAUCAGCCUUAUUGUGAAUAUUGAUGUAGUAGAAUCUCUUUAAUAUGAGAGAUUCUGUGAUCUCAUCAAAAAUAGCAUUCUGUACACACUGCUGCCUCUUGCGGCCCAACCAAAAUGCAGUGACCAUUUGGGUGCCUAAUCUGCCAGUUACCAAAAUCUUCAUUUUAUAAUUUCUAAACCCAUUAAUUUUGCUUUGAUGUGGAAACCUCCAGAUGCCUUAAUAUAAGUACAUAUAACUUGAACCAUCUGAAAGCAUUGGCUGCUUUGAUAACACAUAACUACAAUCUUAAAUUCACAAGUGUCAUAUGUCCAAACCAUUACGUACUUGAGUGAUAAAGUCCCUCCCCAUUCAAAUAUCUUUACUGCCCUGGCUUUUCUUAUCAAACUCUAACAUGGCUUAAACAAAGUAUUUUGGGAUUAAAUACUAUGAUAGUGAUUAGUUAGUUUGUAGUUAAGAUUUAAUAGUAAAAUUUAUUAAUCCAUAUUAGCCUACUUUCAUUGAAAGAAGAGUGGAUGUCUUUAGGACAAGUAUAUGGAUAGAUUUCUAGAACUAGUUUUUCCCUGUUUCAAUCUUUAAGAUUCAGGGAGAAAAUAGCAAAUUAUCACUUUGUAAUUCUGGAAAAGUUGGAUGAAGGCCUGGCAAUGUAAUACUGGGCUAACCUGAUGUGUGACAGGAUUGCAUCUGAUCAUUCCAGUAUUACAAAAUCGUACCUUCUACCAGUUCCUCUUUGUUUCCACAUUUGCACUUUUUACAUUUGAAUCAGGCCUAAUAUCUCUUUUUCUUUAAUAAUAAAAAAUUCCCUGCUUUGGAGAUGUGGAAAUGUGGUUGUCUGCAGUAUUAGUACUGUACUGCAACAGAAGAACCCAUCUUCCUUUCCUUGCAUUGCAGGUUAAAGAUUUCAGUACUGGCUGCUUUAUUCCUUUUCAUAUAGCCUGGAGAGAAUUUUAUCUGUGGAGGAGGAAGAAAGGAUGACUUCUGUGUUAGUGAAUGGCAUACAUAAAUAAUAUACAUGUCAUUCACCAGAUACUAUGUUUUAUCUCUUAUCUUGCUCACGUAUCUUGGCUUGUCUGUGAUUAAUGGAAAUGGUGUUGGAUGCUGGAAUUUAUUCUGACCAAUGAACAUAGCGGACUCAAGGGAGCACAAUCUCCUGCAGAGUAAUAGAACAAAACCCAAUAUGCAUAAAAUAAAUCCAAGUCACUAGACUUUCGCUGACAGAACCAACUACCUGUGUAAUAACAAAGCAACAGAAACAAUUUCUCAUGUGGCUACAUAGCUCCAAUUUGUUUCUCAAAGUUGCUUCUUUGGUUUCAGAGACAUGGAUAAAGAACAUUCUCCAACCCACUUAACAUAUGAACAAUGUACUGAAGAAAUUGUCUUAUUUUUAAAUAAAUUAUUUUUGUUUGAAAACAGGGCUUUUUGUGACUGUGUGAGCGACAUAUGUUUGGCAACAUUAGUACUUAGUGCAUAAUUUUACA
Molecule: messenger RNA, 3458 nt
Organism: Eublepharis macularius
Lineage: Eukaryota; Metazoa; Chordata; Lepidosauria; Squamata; Eublepharidae
Gene: AZI2
Product: 5-azacytidine induced 2
Exons: 9
Coding region: 340-1479 (379 amino acids)
Biological process (GO): canonical NF-kappaB signal transduction
Cellular component (GO): cytoplasm
Source: RefSeq, a predicted model, not a curated record